AUGGCCUUCGAGAAUGUUGCGGUAGCUCAGUUGCUGAGCACAGGUCUCGGAUUCAGCAUUGCGGGAGGCGUGGGGAAUCAGCACAUCCCUGGAGACAACAGCAUUUAUGUCACAAAAAUUAUCGAUGGAGGGGCAGCGCAGAAGGACGGGAGGUUACAAGUCGGAGACCGGCUUCUUAUGGUAAAUAAUUACUGUUUAGAAGAAGUAACGCAUGAAGAAGCUGUAGCAAUAUUGAAGAAUACAUCGGACGUAGUGUAUUUAAAAGUUGGAAAGCCCACCACCAUUUACAUGACUGAUCCCUAUGGCCCACCAGAUAUUACCCAUCCUUAUUCUCCACCCAUGGAAAACCAUAUACUGUCUUCAGGCAACAACGGCACUUUAGAAUACAAGGCAUCUUUGGCCUCUAUCUCUCCGGGAAGAUAUUCGCCUAUCCCAAAGCACAUGCUAGUGGAGGAUGACUAUACCAGUCAUUCGCAGCACAGCACGGUCACCCGGCCGCCCACAGUGAGCAUACAGCGGAGCAUUUCCAUAGAAGGGGAGCCUCGAAAAGUCGUCCUGCACAAGGGCUCCACGGGACUUGGGUUCAACAUUGUGGGCGGAGAAGACGGUGAAGGCAUUUUUGUAUCCUUCAUCCUAGCAGGAGGGCCAGCCGACCUCAGCGGAGAGCUGCAGCGAGGAGACCAGAUUCUAUCG
Gekko japonicus is the source of this 693-nucleotide messenger RNA. Its product is annotated as disks large homolog 2-like. The transcript is spliced from 6 exons. Gene Ontology annotation, cellular component: neuron projection; neuromuscular junction; postsynaptic density membrane. Gene Ontology annotation, molecular function: protein binding. Gene Ontology annotation, biological process: chemical synaptic transmission. The record is from RefSeq and is a predicted model, not a curated record. Lineage: Eukaryota; Metazoa; Chordata; Lepidosauria; Squamata; Gekkonidae. The annotation marks the transcript as partial.